AUGAGGAAAAAGAUGCGAAUAUUUCAUACAGUUUGUCUCCCAAAGUAUGUGUUCCCAGUCUUGAGCCGCUGGAGCGUGUGUUACGCAGCAUUUCUAUGUAUAGUAUUGGCUUUAGCGCGGGCGGAAGAUGACUGUCCCGUGUCGUGCGUGUGCGCAAAAGAGUCUGGUUCCGUGACCUGCAGGGACGGAGAGGACUCCGGGGAAAUGCCCGUGGAUCUCCCGGAGUGGACGUCCAGUUUGACAGUCCAGGGUAAAAACAUGUCAACUCUACGUCGCGGUGUUUUUCUGGACAACACGACAGAGUUGGAAAUAACUUCUUUAUGUCUGUCCUACAACGGGAUACAAACUAUUGAACCAUACGCUUUUCUCGGACUGUCCCGUCUGCACCUGCUGGACUUGAGUCACAACAGACUGGAGUCUAUUUCCGCUCUAGCUUUCUUCGGAUUGCCACAGUUAAGGUCGCUUUAUCUAAACUAUUCCGUUUUACCGGAGGUAGUGACGCAACUUUCCAGUGCGCUAAGUUUGCAAACUUUAUCAAACCUCCACAGACUUGAUCUAGCUGGAAACAGACUCAAAUCUAUUCCCCUCGCGACAUUUGACAGUUUUAACCUACACAUGUUAGUCCUGGUUAAUAAUUCUUUUGAAACCAUUGUGAAGGAGAACGUAUCGGGUUUGUAUCAGCAGCGGCACAUGCGCGUGUACCUCGCGCUCAAUCCUUUCCGUUGUGGCUGUGACCUCGAGGCCUUUUACUACUGGCUCAAAAACUCAUCUCAGUGUCCUGAUGUGGGACGGCUGGUGUGCAGUGAGCCCGAGAACAAGCGAGGGGCGCUGGUAGAGCAGCUGCGAGCGGAGGACGUGGAUUGUAGCCUGGAGAACCUGGAGGCAGUGUCCUAUGUAUUUCUGGGCAUCGUGUUGGCGCUCAUUGGAGUCGUUUUUCUGAUGGUGCUGUACCUGAAUAGAGGAGGCAUCAAGCGGUGGCUCAACAACAUCCGAGAGGCGUGUCGAGACCAGAUGGAAAUCUACCACUACCGCUACGAGCAGGACUCGGACCCAAGACUGGCCAACGUAGCGGUGUGA
Molecule: messenger RNA, 1077 nt
Organism: Boleophthalmus pectinirostris (great blue-spotted mudskipper)
Lineage: Eukaryota; Metazoa; Chordata; Actinopteri; Gobiiformes; Gobiidae
Gene: tpbgl
Product: Wnt-activated inhibitory factor 2
Exons: 1
Coding region: 1-1077 (358 amino acids)
Biological process (GO): negative regulation of canonical Wnt signaling pathway
Cellular component (GO): plasma membrane
Molecular function (GO): protein binding
Source: RefSeq, a predicted model, not a curated record